Messenger RNA from Schistosoma haematobium, 7009 nucleotides. RefSeq names its product 3-ketoacyl-CoA thiolase with broad chain length specificity, variant 2. Gene Ontology annotation, cellular component: nuclear telomere cap complex; chromosome, telomeric region. Gene Ontology annotation, biological process: telomere capping; regulation of telomere maintenance via telomerase. Gene Ontology annotation, molecular function: G-rich strand telomeric DNA binding; telomerase inhibitor activity. The transcript has 8 exons. Bases 2168 to 3694 code for a protein of 508 amino acids. The record is from RefSeq and is a predicted model, not a curated record. Lineage: Eukaryota; Metazoa; Platyhelminthes; Trematoda; Strigeidida; Schistosomatidae.
CGACUACCAAAAUGAUUAGGACUGAUACAGUUGAGUAGCUAAAUUACAGCUCAUGAGACAUUAUCGAAGAUGUGAAACCGUACCGGAACAACCAGAAGAUGGAAGUUAGUAAUAUAUAGAUUUAUUUGAGCUCAUCACAAAGAUAUUGGAUUUUCGAUGGCGCAAAUAGCAAAGUGAAUCGUUCCGUGUCAGUUGCAUUCCUAUUGGCUGGAAAUCGAAAUUGUUUCUUUGGUCAUCAAAACUCUCUGGAGGUUAUCUCUAAAGCUUUUCAUUCGCUAAAAUGGCCAGCUCAUAAAACUUUUUUCUUACUACGGUUGUUUUGACCUAUCCUGUUAUCUAUGGGGAGCAGUUGGUAGGUCUACCGUGUAGCGCUAAUGGUAUUACAUGACAUUUUUCUUUACCUAGUCUCCUCUAGUGGAAGUGUGUAGCCCGAUCUCCCGAUUUUGGGGAAAAUUCUGCCUGUUUUGGGGAAGCCAUAAUAUAAAAUUUCAGGGAAAUGCAAUAAGAACUCCAAAGUUUCCCCCAGACCAGCUGAGAAGUACCCAAAACGUGGCAGAGUACGAAUUUUCAUAUGACUUUGGGGAGAACCUCAAAACCUGGAGAUUAGGCUUUUUCUCUCUUGUCACUUUGUAGAUUCGGUAAAGAUACAACUUUGGAAUAAGAGUUAGCUUGCGAUUCCCAUCCAAGAAAGUUUGAAUACACAUACAGUAUUAUUGUCACCUAAAUCUUUUACCUCGUGGUCCAUUAUUUUGAUAGUAUAUAGAGAUGUAUUUAUAGUUAGGAUUGGUUUUAAUGUUUAAAACUUUCAUACGAAAGCGGCACCUCAGGCGAGAUAUUAUUACUGUUUUGUUGACGUACCAGAUUAAUUUUCCAUUAUGGUGCUAGUUAUCGUGUCUAUGCUGUUUAUUGACAAUAUACAGCUGAACGUAGCGGAACUCUGUUUUUCCAUAACGCUUCAUGUAUGUUAGGUAGCUAAACAGCAUUCAACAAUUGCGUAAAACCAACACUUCACCCCUCUUUCUUUCGAUACCUAACACUACUCGCGACCAACAAGAAAUGUUUAUCUAAUUGCUUAAACCCAAUUGUAAUGAGUAUUCAUACAGCUAUUAAAUUAGACUGGGAUGCAUGUGUGUUGAGUUUUAUUAACAUUUAAUUGUUGAUAACCAAUUGCUUUUAAAAUUUCAAACCAUGAGCUAAACACCACCUUGUUAAACUAUAAUGAGAUCACUUCUUAUAUCCCACCAGAUAUUUAGCUAACUUCUCCUGAAAUACAUACUUGAUAGUCACUUUCAAAUCAACUCUAGAGAUAUUCAAGCUCCUCAAAUUUCCUUUAUUUAAAGUGGUUGGAAUGCAAACGGCUACUGCAGGAAGAGUAGAAAUCUUCAUCUGUUUAUCUCUAACGUCUGUUAACAAUAUAAUUUAUCAGGGUAUACCGUCGAGUUAAUGUUUACGACCGUCAAAGUAGGGAGUUUUUACCUUAACAUUUGAGCUUGUAUUGGCUAACAACAAGUUGUUGUGACUGAAUCUUAGAGAAGUCACUAUUACUGCUUCAUUGACACGAAAUUCUUGGAAAAGCACUAAGAUAGUACUCUGCCUAUCUCAGCCCGUACUUAGAUUUUGAAGUCCAGGAUAAACAUUCAUACUCUUAGUCGUUUGGAGUAAAACCGACAGACUUUAAUGGAAUUGUUAGCGAGAUGUAGACUGGAUUAAAGCAUGUUCAAUGCACGAUUGCUGUGCUGCACGCUGAUUGGCUAAUUCUUAUCCAAUCAGCGUUAGCCAAUACUUAGUGAACACUAGAAAUCUCAUGUGAAAAGCUAUAAAUAUACUAGCGUUUUCCCUAUUGCACUUAUUACUUGCUUCUUGCUUCCAUCUAACCUUGUUAUUUGGAAUAUAAUCUCUUUCCUGUUCAACCGUGUUCUGAUUUGGGGACUUGUCGAGUUAAUCGGUGUCCGAGAAUACUAAGCAAUAGGAAUAGCUUGGUUACAACCGUAAGAGAGAAUUAUAACAGGAAUGUAUCUUACAUUUAGUAGCACUGGUCAAAGAAGUCAGUUUAUGAAUGAAUUCCACACAUUAGUUUAUAACCAACUCAAUGUUCUGUUGACUUCAUAUAAAAAAGUACUUUUAAUCAAUAUAAAAACAAUCGUUUCUGGAUAAAAACAAUUGAAGCAUGUCAAGAUAUAAAUAUGUGGACCUGAAAAGUGCGUCUGGCAGUGUCAAUGUCAUCGCCAUUGUUAAACAUGUUAAGAAACCGAAAAAAACCAAAGGUUCUUCAUACUCACUGUUUUUUUCGAUCACUGAUCCUUCUUUAAACGGUGAUAAAAUGUCAUGCAUCGUUUUCCAUGAUGCGGAAGGAAAUUUACCUCAGAUUCAAAGUCCUGGAGAUAUUAUCAUUAUGCAUAGGCUUGUGAUAAAACAAUAUAAUGGUCGAAACCAAGGCUGCGGUUAUGGUGCAACAGGUUUCAGUGCAGCUGUAUUUUCAGGUGUUCAUUUGGAUCCAUUGACUCCUUUUAAAUCAAACACUCGAUGCACUUUUGGUGAUGAAGAGCUGAGAGUGAUAGAACGCUUAAGAGAGUGGUAUAUCUCUCCUAACUGCCCAGUUGAAAGGGAAAAUAUACAAAUUUCAGCCGAACAAGGUGGUAAUGAAGUAUGCCGAACUAUUACAUCUGGAAUAAAAAGACUUGAUCUUCUGAAUGGAGAAGAAUAUUGCACAAUUGAAGGACAGAUUAUCAGUAUUUAUAAUUCUGUGGAAAUUGAUAAUCGUAUUGUUCUAUAUAUAUGGGAUGGACCACAAUCUAAUAAUAAACAAAAUACUGUUUUUAUUGGUCUUUCUCAAGACCAUUUACUUCAAUUACUUCCUUAUUCUCAGCAUGAUCCUCAUCUUGCUGCCUUAACAGGACACAAUUUACAACAAUGGAAUGAAAAUAUAGUGAAGAAUUAUGAAACAUAUACCGAAGAUUUAGAUAAGGUAUUGAAGUCAAAUUUUUCGUCUAAUUCAAUGGAAACUUUUCGUGAUUGGUCUGUCCCAAUUUCCAUCUAUGAUGAAUACGCUAUUAGCGAACCGAUUGUCAACAUUAAACCUGGUGAUUUGAUACGUAUUCAUAAUGUGCAUGUUAGUUGUAGUCGAAAAAAUGAUCAAUCUUGCGGCUUGCAAUUAAGAUUACAUGGUAACGGUCAUAAAUUUGGACGUGGAAUAAAACAUUUAGGUAAUAAAUGUUUACUAAUGAAUUAUUUGAACGAUACAUUAUUCACUUCGGGAGACGAUGCAAACAUAUUAGACGAAGCAAAUAGAUAUGGUCUCUUAGACAAUUUAAAAAGUGGAAUAAAUUUAAGAUCUCCACUACUUAAACCAAAAUGUGAACUUUUGCCGUACGAGCUACAGUAUCCCCUCACUAUCUCACAAAUACGCAAUAUUCCUGUAGUAGUCAACGAAAAGCAAAGACAACUCAGUGAUUGGGAUUUAUUAUAUCCUAUACAAACAGAAUUUAUUCCACCUAUUCCUCCUGACAGUUGGCUAACCUGUACUGAUUUGCUACUCAGCUCAUCAGAUCUCAAUGUUGUUUACACCCGAUUAUGUGCUCGAGUAGUUGAUAUUGCUCCACUGGAUGUUAAAACGUUAAAAGAUUGCUUACUAUUAACAUGUAGUAAUUGUUCCUUUUCAAUCAGGGGUUCCAGUAUCUCUGAUGAUGAUGAGUAAGUAUAAUAUUUUAUACCUUAUUUCUUAAAAAACAAUUUCUUCAACACCCUGAACAAUUUAGAGUUUUCAGAGUCCCAUUUACCAAACGUCUAUUAUUAAGCUAGCUCGAUGAUGCAAGUUUUCUAUUUUCGAUUUUUCUGGUAUCAUUCGAGUGAGAUAAUUAUAUAACAACACAAGUUUAUUCUUAGUGUAAAAAACGGAAACCCUAUCACUUGUUAGUUACUUUAAUUUGAAUUUACUUAUUCCAAUAUCAUAAGUAACUACUAAAGUGGCAUUUAGCAAUAUUUAACUAAUUCUUGAAGAUUUAUUAUUAUUGUGUACAGAUAAUGUAAAAUUCACAUUUGAAGGUGAACACUUCAGACAAAUAGAUGGUGUAGCUAUGUGUAGCCCUCUAGGACUAUUGCUGGCUGACGUGUUCAUGGGAUACGUGGAAAAUUUAGUUGAAGACUCAAUUCGAAAGAUGGGUCUGUAUAAACGAUAUGUAGAUGACAUAAUAAUCAUAGGGGAUAAAAGUGAAGACAUAAACCGCUUGUUAGAAGAAUUUAAUAGUAGUCAAAAGCUCAUUUUUCUUACAUGUGAAGAAGAGAAGAAGAACAACCAACUCCCUUUUCUUGACAUCCUGAUUAGUAGGAGAGAUGAUGGUUCCAUCAAACGUGCUAUAUAUAGAUAACCAACAUGGACAGGACAAUAUCUUAAUUUUCACAGAACAUGGCAAUUCUCCCAUGCUAACUAAUUAACGAAAACUGGGGUUUUAUAUUACUUUUCCUAUAACUACUUAUUCUUAAAAGUAAAAGACACGCGUAGGUGUCUCCGGAGCAUUGCUAGCAUUUCGUAGGACGGUUGAUUUAUCAUUACUGAAGUUAAGCAUAUGGUACUAGACGACGUUGGUAAAUCGCGUUGGAGGUUAUGAACUUUCAUCAGCUGAGAUGGUUAGGACAUGUUACAUGUACAUUGUCACCAACUACAUCGAUGGACAAUGUUAUCUGAUGUAGGAUUUGUUUUUAAGUUAGGGGGCUAAAAAGAAACGUGGCAUCAGUCCAUGAAGUAAUUAACUUGAUCUGAGUCAUGCUGAUAAUUCUAGACUACGUGGUCGGGUCCGCGAGAUUAACGCAACCAGUGGUUGGAGACUUUGGGUGGCAUAGAUCAGAAUCGUUGACAGUGGCACAGAUUCAUUCACUCUUUGUCUUCCUCUCGAUGUUGAAUUCUAGUAUCCCUUCAUACAUAUCUUUCCACUACAUCUUUUUCAGUCUUAUUGUCAUUGCUGCUACACUAUUCCGAUCUCUUAUGCGAUUAUCCUGUUCAUUCCAUCUCGUCGUGCUGAUAUUAUGGCAACGCAUCCGUGCCAGGCUUUACGUUGACUUAUCUAAUCUGUCUUUUAAAUACUUUCUAAAAUUCAUCCUAGGUCAUUGUAACUGUAUACCAACUAAUUCACUUUGUCAUGUCUGGUCAGACGAUUUGCUUCCAUACACUUACAAUCUACGGCGAAAAUGUUUUGCACUCGUACGUAAAUGUCCUAAUUUGAUUUUCAAUGCCCAGAUAUUUAUUAUCUUUCCUUGUUUAAAAAUCUUUUUCAGAGCACUUUGCGAGUGUGGUUCUUGGUAAGUUAAAGCGUCUGUAUUCUUAUUUUAUACCGAAGCUUAUCUAUUCUUCCUUUAUUCUUCCUUCAUUUAGAAGAUCCAUCCGGUAACUUAAUUUUAACUGUCACAGGUCAUAAUGCCAUUGGCUUAAUUAAUAGUUUAGUUGAUGAUGAUCUUAGACCAUGUAUCAAUAAUGAUGCAUGGUGGACGGGACUAAUAUUCGAGAUGAAAGAAUUACAGAAUAUUGGUAUAUCACCAGAUCAAAUAGUUCUUGAACAAUGUCGUCGAUUAUUGGGUCAGUGGAUUGAUGUUGCAGUUAAAAUAAGUUGGUCAAGGAAAUCCAUUCCAGGUACUACAAACACCGAAAAUGACAAUGAUCUCCAGUUUCAUAUUAAUGAUUGGAAUUUUGUGUAGGAACGUAUGUUGAAAUUACUUUACAUAAAAUCGGAUUUAAACCACACAUUUCUCUUAUAUUCCAUGCUCACCUUGUGCAUAGUUUUGACAUUUUUUUAUCAACCCAGUUUCUACCAUAAAACUUUUUAAGUUGCCUUGGUUAUUUUGCUUACCGUUGUGGCUUGAGUUAAGGUUUUGUAUUUUUAAAUUCUGAACGACUAGGAGAUUCUUUGUGCGAAUAGGAUCCAUGUGAAUUGAAUAAACCAGACGACUGACACAACACUUCUCUGCUAAAUCAAGGAGUAAAUAAAAGUCUUAUAGCGACAAUGUAUUGGUAAGGACCAUCAGAGGAAUUGUUUGAGCUCACAUCAAUCGUCACAGUGAAUUUACGAAUACAAUAAGGUAUUUUAAAAUCAAGUGGCUAAUUUUAUGUCGAAUGGAUCAGUAGAAACCAGAUUUCACUUCGCAUCAAGUUAGUCUUGAGAUAAUAUUCGAAAGAAAUUAGUGUUUGAAGAUUCAGCAUGUCCAACACUAAGUUAGUAAAAUGAAGCACACACUUUAGAUGCUAAAAUACACCCUACUAUUGAGUUCUGAAUGAAGCUUUAACCCAAGUGCUUUCAUCCGUUUUCGCCUAAUUGAAGUUUUAACAUGUAGAGCACCAAUUUACUUGAAACGGCGUGAGUACUUACAGUAAGUACAUACUAAUUUGUGUUUCUAGUUCAUUGUCGUAUUUAGUCUUUUAUUAGUCGCAAAACGUUCGUGACUAUAACACUAAAACAGGCCCCCAAAUGCCCUGGUAUGGCCGAGAAUGGGGUGGGCCCUCCCUCCCUUUCGAAAUGCUCUCACAUGGCCACGCGUGUACAGCCCUUUCCAGGGAAGUCCUACUCACUGCCUUCUCGCGGCGGGGGUGUUGUUCACAAAAUUGAGAGGACGAAAAGCGAAUGUCCGGUGCUUUAACCGGAUCCCAAACCAAUGGUGCACAUGGGCUCCAGGAUCCUGGGAUUAAAUAGCGUAUGAACCAAUCGUUGGUCACCGGCUAGCAUCUCCUCAUGAUGCUCCAUCGCCUUGUCGGUUAGACCUUUAGGUUCAAGGCUCGGGGCGUGGCCCCCUAAGAAAACCACCUGCUUCGGUCUGGGCACCCAGGCAGUAUCAUAGCCCACACACAAAUAUAUUGGUAAUGAAAAUGUGUGGCGCAUACAUAUUUGGUGCCCCUUGUACCAAUGUUUAUGUUAUUAAAUAAAUAAACACUAAGACAGAAUAGUGUAAAGUUGUUCGGACAUGUCAGUCAGCUACAACGUAGGACCAGGCACAUAUGUGCAUCGGUCCAGGUUGCCAUACCGCAUCA